This is a messenger RNA of Sclerotinia sclerotiorum 1980 UF-70, 2274 nucleotides long. RefSeq lists its product as hypothetical. NCBI's taxonomy places the organism in Eukaryota, Fungi, Ascomycota, Leotiomycetes, Helotiales, Sclerotiniaceae. Gene Ontology annotation, biological process: positive regulation of proteasomal ubiquitin-dependent protein catabolic process; protein polyubiquitination; ubiquitin-dependent protein catabolic process. The transcript has 4 exons. Gene Ontology annotation, molecular function: ubiquitin protein ligase activity; ubiquitin conjugating enzyme binding; zinc ion binding. The coding region runs from base 1 to 2274 and encodes 757 amino acids. The record is from RefSeq and is a predicted model, not a curated record. Gene Ontology annotation, cellular component: ubiquitin ligase complex; cytoplasm.
AUGGCGGGUUCGAAUGAUAUCCAUAAAGUAAGGCGUAGGCCAAAAUUUACAAAUGGCGAAUUAGAAGAUGAGAAGGUUCAUAAAUCACGACCGGGUCGCCAUGAAGGGGAAGUCGUCACAUCAGUUGAGCCUGAUAUCUCUGAAGUGCGCAGGAAGCGUCUAGAAAAACUCGAAGGGAAUUCGACAAAUCGAUCGACCCGCAAUAGUGCAGCUACCGAAAAUAUGCCCGCAGAACCGAGUAUGACGGUCGAUGCGACAAAGUCGUCAUCGAGUCAUCGACGAAGAAGGCGACAUCAUACUUCUGAAGACGGUGCAGGACAUCAUUCACGAUCGAAGACAAAUGAAAGAGAAGAGAAACCGAGAAGCGAUUAUGUUUAUGCCGCCACGCGGGAAGGUGAUAGUAAAACCAAGCCACAUGGGAUAUCUGUAACGGAAAGGAGACGCCGGGAAGAAGAGGAUGACUCUAGUGAUGAAUCUGAAGACGAGGACAAAUCUCCAUUAGAAUCCAUGGACUCAAAAUUGAAGAAAAAGACCAAGGAUGUGGUUAGGGAGCAGCCAAAAAGGUCAAAUUCGACGAGUAGUAGGAUGAAGAAAGAGGAUAAAGACAAACUUUCUACAAAGGGCUCAGCAGACACUGGAACGUUAGGAUCAAAAAGUACAUCGCGCAAACCUAAAGUCACUACCGGUGAUUCCGUCUCACGCCCUCCACUUUCGAGGAGCGCGACGACUUGGAUUACCACAGAACCUCGGCCGGCAUUGAGAAGAAAUAGUAUGACCGAUAAGCCAAAAGUACCUCCAUCUAUAGCGAAUACAAGCACCUCACAUACUUCACAACGCCGCAGUAGCUUUCUAGGAAGUUUCUUCUCGUCUGGACCUCCUCCCCCUCCUCCCCCUCCUCCUGAACCGGAAAAGCUUGUUGAAUGCCUAACAUGUCUAUCUGAUGAUAUCCCCAAGUCCAAAUGUGCCAAAUUACGAUGUGGUCAUCGGAUGUGUCAUUCCUGCCUAAGACGAAUAUUUAAACUCUCAGUUAAAGAUCCGGCACAUAUGCCACCGAAGUGUUGUACAGCCGAACAUAUCCCAUUGAAACAUGUCGAAAAAUUAUUUGAUAUCCCGUUCAAGAAACUUUGGAAUAAGAAAUAUCACGAAUACACUACGAAGAAUCGAAUAUACUGUCCAGCGAAGCGAUGUGGAGAAUGGAUCAAGCCCGAGAAUAUUCACAAGGAAAAUGGAAGGAAAUAUGGGAUUUGUGGGAGUUGUAAGACGAAAGUCUGCGCAUUGUGUAAUGGGAAAUGGCAUGGAUCGAAAGAGUGCCCGAAAGAUGAGGAAACAAAUAAAUUACUUGAAACUGCGAAACAAGCUGGAUGGCAACGAUGUUAUAAUUGUAGGACUAUGGUUGAGUUGAAGGAAGGGUGUAACCAUAUGACUUGUCAUUGCACUGCACAAUUUUGUAUGAUCUGCGGAUUGAAAUGGAAGUCAUGCCAUUGUCCAUGGUUUAACUACGAACCCCUUGAAGCCGAUCAAUUAAAUGACAUGCAGGUUCCUCAACCCGUUGCAGGCAGGAACCCGACACCACCUGUGCGAGGCGCUCGAGAUAGAGCAAGAAGACAACCACCUAUCGAUUUCGACGAAGAGAUCAAUCAAAGGCGACGCCAAGAACGCGAAGAUGAAAGACUAGCUCGACAGCUACAAAAUUGGGGUUUUGAGGAUACGCCAAGAAAUGACCGGGAUACAGAUUAUAAUGGUGGGAUUGGCGAUGUUGAGGGGGUCGGCAACGGAGCAGGCCAUUUCAUGAAUCAAGAUUAUAUCCGCGAAGCUAGCAAUGUUCUAGCUCAUCCUGGUGGGGUAAUGAACUUUGGGCUUGGAGUUACCAAUUUUCUUACUGGGGUUUUGAGGCCACGGGGGGCGAGUGUGGCAAAUCCAACCGUGGGUGAAAUGUCCGCAGUUCCUCCAGUGGCUCCUAUGGACGAGCCUCAACCUAGUGUACCAGGUCUUAUAAGAAGACACACCACUCGAGAUGCUACAAGAGCUAAUGGUCCUACACGGAGAGCAUCGGAUAUUGUGGUGCCAAGGAGGACGAGAACUGAUUAUGCAGUCGAAGCAGCUAUUCAUGCGCCGGAUUCGAGGAGUCCUAGUUCUACAUCCAAAACAAAGAAGGAAAAGGAGAAGAAGACGAAGUCAUCAAUACUUGCUGGGCUUGGGAGUGGAAAGAACAGAGUGGAUGCAUGGAGGAGUUAUGUUGCACCUGGAGCUCCACCUGCAGAACCAGUAUCUUGA